Molecule: messenger RNA, 2882 nt
Organism: Trichoderma atroviride IMI 206040
Lineage: Eukaryota; Fungi; Ascomycota; Sordariomycetes; Hypocreales; Hypocreaceae
Source: RefSeq, a predicted model, not a curated record
AUGGACACCAGAUCCGCUAGACGGGGCAGGUCAAGUCCCGUAGUAGGAGACUCGCUCGAGAGCGGCAGCCCCAACGCCGUUGAAGCCAUCAAGCCCGAGUCUUCGGCCACCGCAUCACCUCUGGCAUCAUCCACAGCGGUGACUCUCAAUGGCACGGCGGCGGCAGGGGCUUCUGAGCCCAUGGAGACGACGGAAACAGACGAGGUAGAGAAUGUGACCAAGAAGAGGAAGACCGGCUCGGGAAGCAGAGGUGUUGCAAACUUGACGCCGGAACAACUGGCCAAGAAGAGGGCAAACGACCGUGAAGCGCAACGGGCCAUUCGAGAACGGACUAAGAAUCAGAUUGAACGGCUCGAGAAGCGUAUACAUGAGCUUGAAAGCCAAAAGCCCUACCAGGAUCUCCAAGUCGUGGUGCGUGCCAAAGAGGCAAUAGAGGCCGAAAAUGCCGAAAUCAAGAGGCGGCUCGCCACCAUCAUCACCAUGCUGCAGCCCAUAGUUGGUACAGGUGAUCUCGGUGUGCCAUCUACGCUCCCAUCCGCUGCGGCACCUACAGCACCUACAGCUGCUCCAAUCACGAGCAGCGUCCCUUUUCAUCCCGCAGCUCCAGCGGGAGGAGUGGUCGAUCCACAGCGCCAAGCCGCUCAACCGGCUCUACAGAGCUGGUCAAGUACUGGUAGCAGCUCAUCGCCGCCACCGCGUCGAACUGGCCUUGCUGGGGCCGUUGACGAGGGCACACGGCUUAUGCUUGAGCAGCAGGGCCACUACCUUCGGCAUGGGUUAGAUUUUGGAUCCGGACGAUUCGAUUUCAACGUUGUGCUUGACCCUAUCCAGGCUAUUCCGAGGCUUCAGAGAGGCCGAGACGGGGCGCAAGAUAGCGGUGAAUUCCACCACGUGGCUAUGAAGCAUGACUGGACGCAAGUGAACCAAGAAAAUGCGCGGCCGGCAUGGGAUUCGCCAAUUGCUAUUCCCUCGCCCGGUUCCGAUCCAGCUUCUGGAAUACUGCCGAAAGCGGUUACGAGUCAGCCAGUGCCCAGCUCUGGACCGGGCCUCGACGGCAUCGCUCCGACUAUCCCACCAGUUCCAUUUCCUGACGCACAAGCUGCUAAUAUUGCAGAAUCUCUCCCUAUAUGGGCGCGGCCUCUGAGAAACUGCGAGCCUACCUGUCCACUAGACGCUCUGCUUCUUGACUUUCGCAGCGAACGCCAGCAGCGCGCCGCAGAGGGCUACGAGCAAAACGAAGUAACCGGCCCUCGGUACCCAUCUGUAUCUUCUCUGCUCAACCCGGCCAACAGCCAAUACAGCCAUCCGGUAUCCAAGGUCUUCACAGACAUCAUCACCAAGUUCCCCGAAAUCUCCGGGCUGCCCGAAAAAGUGACCAUUCUCUACCUCAUGUUCAUUUACAUGCGAUGGCAGAUAUCGCCAACAAAGGAAAACUACGAACGCCUACCGGAGUGGAUCCGCCCACUGCCAUGUCAAAUCAACAUACCGCACCCGGCGUGGAUGGACUAUCUGCCAUACCCAGAGAUGAGAGAGAGGGUCAUUCUAGCCAACGAUCCGUCGAUUUUCUACUUUGACAAUUGGUUUCUCCCGUUUACAUCCACUUUUACCAUGUCGUGGCCUUAUGAGGAGGCGCAUACUUUGCUGCGGAAUCCGGAUAGCGAUGAGAUUAUGAUUAACCCGGUGUUUGAGAGCCAUAUGCGCAACUUGGAUAAUUGGAAGGUGGGGAGAGCGUUUGCCGAGGCGUUUCCCAUGCUGGUCGACACGUGCAAGUUUUGGGACGGGACGAAUCAACAGCCAGGCCCUGAAUAAAGUCUUUCAUUCAAGGCAUUCAGAAAGCAGGCGGAAUAAGGAGGAUAGGGCUGGAAGAAUAUUGGGCUUAGAUUUUUGCUACGAAUCUAGUAGGUAUAUCCGGCUUAUUUGGGUUUAGAGACUUGGGUGGACCUCUCGUGAGAUUGGCGAUUAUGGCACUGGCGCAUCAUACACACUCAUACAUAUUACUAGUAUAUAUAGGUACGAACUCCAUGCAUUGCAGCAUGUUUAAUGUAACUGUUUAUUAAUGCCUCAUUUACAUCAUACAAUCAUGAUUCCAACUCCGUAGAUUCGUUCAACAUAGAAUCUUUUUUGUUUUUGUGACCUCGCAGGCCAAAGCCCUCGUACCCAGCACUCAAGUAGAUUUUUUCGUAGCAAGUCCAUCAACCAGCCGCAAAAAAAAGCACAUGUGAUGAUGGAAAGAAGAUAAAAAAAACAUUGAAAGCGUAAACGCCGGCUAGAAAAUGAAGAGCCAAGGCUACAAAGUAGCAAAGCCCUUUUCGUAUUCGCAAGGAGAAUCGUGGGUAAAAAUGUCCGCUGAAUUUCGUUGCUGCUGGUGGAUUACCAUUGCAAAAAAGAGGGAGCGAAUAAAAACGAAGAAAGGAUAAAAGAAGAGAUAUAUAAAAAAAAAAAGUUAUAUAAUGCGCUCGGCAAUCCGGUCGGUAAACUGAUUAAUCUUGACGGGCACGCGCAUCUCCCGCAGCACAUACUGCAGCGACCGCAGCUUCACCGCAUUGCCCACCGACGCCAGCAGCUCGCUAUUCGAGAUGUUUGGGUUGCUGCUCGUGACCGUCUCGUAAAUCUGCCGGCGCUGCUCCUCGGUCAGUUUCUUGGGCUGGCCCGGCCGCGACAUGCUCUUGUUGUCGUGGCGGUCGGCCUCCUUCUUGAUCGUGUAGCGGAUCGUCGAGACGGGCACGUCGGGAUGCAUCUGGUGGAUGCGCUUGUAGCCGUAGCCGACGCUGUGCAGCUCGCAGAUGCGCGAGCGCAGCGUUGGGGAGAGUUCUUUGCCGCGGCGAGGCAUUUUUUUUUUUUUUUGCUUUUUUGUUUUUUUAAAUUGGUGAAAUGCUGGUGAU